Numida meleagris (helmeted guineafowl) is the source of this 3260-nucleotide messenger RNA. RefSeq names its product protein O-glucosyltransferase 1 (gene POGLUT1). The record is from RefSeq and is a predicted model, not a curated record. Bases 42 to 1220 code for a protein of 392 amino acids. NCBI's taxonomy places the organism in Eukaryota, Metazoa, Chordata, Aves, Galliformes, Numididae. Gene Ontology annotation, cellular component: endomembrane system. The transcript is spliced from 11 exons. Gene Ontology annotation, biological process: positive regulation of Notch signaling pathway; protein O-linked glycosylation. Gene Ontology annotation, molecular function: UDP-glucosyltransferase activity; UDP-xylosyltransferase activity.
GGAGUCACCGCCCCCCGGCGGCGGGGCGCGCCGGCGGUGGCAUGGGGCGGGCGGCGCUGGCGCUGUGGGCGCUGGUGGCCGCCGCUGCCGCGUGGCCUACGGAAGCGGCGGCGGGCGGGCCAGCAGAUGCCAAAUGGAAAACAAUAACUGAUCAAAUUAACAGAGCUCUAGAAGUCUAUAAGCCAUGUGUAAAGGAGAAUUGUAGCUGCCACCAAAGUGUCUGGAAGCAGGAUCUGGCUCCUUUUCGAGGUGGCAUUUCCAAGGAGACAAUAUCAGAUGUGGUGAGCCGGAAGCUCGGAACACACUACCAGAUCAUUAAGAGCAAGUUGUACCGUGAACAUGACUGCAUGUUCCCUGCAAGAUGCAGUGGAGUUGAGCAUUUCCUUCGUGGGAUCAUCAACCGCCUCCCCGACAUGGAAAUGGUGAUUAAUGUGAGAGACUAUCCCCAGGUCCCUAAGUGGAUGAAACCUGUUAUCCCAGUCUUCUCCUUCAGUAAGACAGCUGAAUACAAUGAUAUAAUGUAUCCUGCCUGGACAUUUUGGGAAGGAGGACCGGCUGUUUGGCCAAUCUACCCAACAGGUUUAGGGCGCUGGGACCUCAUGAGAGAGGACCUCAGGAGAUCUGCAGAAAAAUGGCCGUGGCUGAAAAAAAUCUCUAAAGGAUAUUUCCGAGGAUCCAGAACGAGCUCUGAAAGAGAUCCCCUCAUUCUUCUGUCCCGAGAAAACCCAGAACUUGUUGAUGCGGAGUACACCAAAAACCAGGCUUGGAAAUCUGAGAAGGACACCUUGGGGAAGCCUCCUGCAAAGGAAAUUCCACUGGUUGAUCACUGCAGAUACAAGUAUCUGUUUAAUUUCCGGGGAGUGGCUGCCAGUUUCCGGUUGAAACACCUCUUCCUAUGUGGUUCACUCGUCUUUCAUGUUGGAGAAGAGUGGUUGGAGUUCUUCUAUCAGCAGCUGAAGCCUUGGGUCCACUACAUCCCAGUCAAAUCAGACCUCUCCGAUGUCAGGGAACUGUUGCAGUUUGCAAAGGAAAAUGACAACAUAGCACAAGAAAUUGCAGAGAGGGGACGCCAAUUCAUCACUGAACACUUGCAGAUGGACGAUGUCUCUUGCUACUGGGAGCGUCUGUUGUCAGAAUAUUCCCAAACCUUGACUUACAAAGUGAAAAGGAGGAAGAACUACAGUGAGAUCACUUCUGAACGGUUGAAAACAGAACUGUAGAGACUUAUCUGCUUUUCUCUUCAGCUCAAACUGAUCUUUCUGGAAAUCUGAAGAUCAAUGUAUCUUCUUUCUUGUUCUCUCAGAUUUAUUAUUCUUUACACUAAAACUGCAGAGAACACCCAUAGGCUAACUUUAAAAUUAUUCCCAUGCAGUGGGACCCAGUUCUACUGUUGCCACAAGAACAUUAAGUUGAAGGCUGGAGUAUGGGUGUUUGCUGGGCUGAUUGUGCUCGAGCCUGGAAGAGCGUCGUUAUCAUUUGGGAUUUUGUCACUACCUGUCUCAGAGCAAUCCUAAAUCCCAUCCAAUCAAUGAGAUGCCUUGUUGUUCAUUUUACUGGACCUUAUGCCAAGUCCUCUGUACUCAUGGCAAGGUACUGUUUGCUAUACUCAGCUGAGAGAUACAUGUCCAUUUUUGGCAGUGGUCAGUGUUUUCUCACUGGUGUGAUAGCACUUGGGAUAUUAGGUAUUCUCUGACAGAAGCAGGUAACGGGAUUCGGGAUAACUUUUUUAGAUAGCUUAGAGCUUAGAUUUGUGAUGUUUAGGUCAGGUUCUCAAGGAGGUUAAUGGCCAGACUUUGAUGGGCCAUUAAAAGGACAAAUUAUCCUUGCACAGGUAAAUUACCUACCUCACAAGGGAACGGUUGGUGAUGACAGCAUUGCCAUAAUGCUUGGCCUGAGUAGCAGACAGUCAGGCAGCUGGGAUAAAGACUGCCUCCACUGUGGGGCAUUGAUCUGGAUCCAUGCAUGGCCAUGCAAAACUGAGGCUGUGUUGUCAAGGUCUCAGUGGUCUGCUGGCCAGACAUCCUGGGACCCUUAAGAACCUAGAGAAAAUAUACACAGAGAUAGACUGAGCAGGUUGUUUUUUUUUUUUUCUGGGUGUUCAUUGAUUCUCUGUUCUGAUCCCCUUCUGUAAUCUUUCUAGGGCUUUUCAUUUUAGGGCUGGUGACACCUCUGCUCGGUUCAGCAUUCCCUUUUCUUUCACCCAGCUGUUAUGCUCCCGUUCUCCUUCAGUCUGGCUGAGGGAACACCUUCAGUCACACAGAGGCAGCUACUCCUCACAUUAUUUGUGUUAAGUUCAGCCAUAGGUUGCUUGUGCUAAGUGUAUUCAUGCCAACUGCAGGCUGCUCAGCUCAUAAGGAGUACAGUUUCCAAAAUGCUCUGUCUUCUCUGAGCUGAGAGAGGCCUGGGAGGAAGCAGCAUGUUCUCUGGCAUCCAGACAGGCUUAGUUUCUCCUACUUACUGUUUUCUCAGUAGCGUCAAAGCCUUGUAUUAAAACAAGUUUUUGAGUGGCACAGAGCUAGGCUGUGCUGUUUCCUAACCUGUCCGGUCCCCUGCAGCUGUGAGCCACUUGCUUUGAGAUCACUGCUCCUUCUGUGCUGCAGAUUGUCUGCCUGAGCAGGGCCAGAGCAGUCACUGUCCCAGACAUAUCCUUUGGGUGUGAGUGGCCAUCUGUCAGCUGGGCACAGGUCUUGGCCUUCCUGGCAUGUGGGUGCCUAAGCCUGCUGGAGUGCAGAGAAGCUCCCACCGGCUGAAACAGCAGUGGUGGCAGCAGUGUGGGAUUCUGGCGUGGCCUCUGCAUCUCUGGUGAGCUCCACUGCUUAUGAAGUGGCCUCACUCAUGUCUUAGGAAACAGCGCAUUAAUGGAAGGGAACAAUAACAACAGCUCGUAGUUUUCUCUGUAGUCAGUUUGGAUCAGAGAAGAAAACACUGUCAAGAAGCACCAAGUACACGCACAACACAUAUGUGCUCAGACACCUCAGCAGCACUGCCCAUUCCAGGAGCAGGGAAGUAACUGUCAGUGCUACCAGUGAAGCUGCUGGCACAGCACACAGCUACAUGCCACUGUGGGCACAGAAAACAAAUUAGGGUGUUAAAAUAGUUUGGUUUCAGAGGAAAAGGGUUGUGUACGAGUGGAAAGGGUUUUCUGGUUUUGUAUUUUUAGCCAAUGAAGCUCAGCAAUCUGAGAAAUGGAAACAACUCUGUAUAGUAUUUUUAAACCAUUUUUAAUGAUGUGCUUUUGGAUUAAAACAAACAAAAAUGAA